AUGACCGCAAGCUUUCAAGUCAUUGCUGGCAUUGGCAUUGGCUCCCUCUUUACCGUCCUGCCCAUACCCAUGCAAGCCAGCCCAGAAAAAACGGAAGAUCAAGGCCUGGCCGUAGGUAUGCUUGUUGCUUUUCGGCUCUUUGGCGCGCUCAUCGGUCUUGCUAUUGCAUCGACGGCGUUUAAUAGUAGAUUUGGGCAAGCUAUUGCAUCUAUCGGGAACACAAUCUCCGACAUUCCGCAUUUAAACCCCAAAGAUGCGCUAUCUUUUAUCCCCGGUUUGAAAGGCACUACCAUGCCGCACGAAACUUUAUUGGCUGUCCAGGGGGCCUACACAGAGUCUUUCCGAGUAGUGUUCUAUGUUCUUGCUGCUUUUGGUGCGGUGGGCGCUAUGACAUCUCUAUUGACAAAGGAGCUAACCAUCGAGUCGGAGGAGCAAGGAAAGCAGGCAUUCAAUGCAUAG
Molecule: messenger RNA, 459 nt
Organism: Beauveria bassiana ARSEF 2860
Lineage: Eukaryota; Fungi; Ascomycota; Sordariomycetes; Hypocreales; Cordycipitaceae
Product: MFS transporter
Exons: 1
Coding region: 1-459 (152 amino acids)
Biological process (GO): transmembrane transport
Molecular function (GO): transmembrane transporter activity
Source: RefSeq, a predicted model, not a curated record